AUGGUGCAAGAAUUCAUGGAUAGGUUUAAGUUUAACACUGAGGCAAUUCCGGACAGGUUCUACUUGAUGAAGUUGGAAAAGAAGUCAACAGAAUCAUUCAGAGAGUAUGCAAUGCGGUGGAGAGCAGAUGCCACAAAAGUUCAACCUCCAAUGGCAGAAAGUGAGAUGACCUCUCUUUUUAUACAAUCCCAAAAAGAUGCAACGUACUAUGAAAAGACGAUAAGUGUUGUAGGGCAAAAGUUCUUUGAGGUUGUCAGAAUGGGAGAAUUUAUUGAAGAAGGUAUUAAAACUGGGAGAAUCAUUAAUUUGGCAGCCCUGCAGGCGACAAGUAAGGCAAUUCAAUCGGAUUCAAUCGGAGGAGCCCUUAAGAAGAGGAAGGACGGUGUGUCUGCUGUCAUGACCAUCCAGGAACUUUACACCACCCAACCAACAUAUUGUCCACCUAGAGCACCUGCCUAUCCAAAUCCAUCACGAUACCAACCCGCAUAUCCAGCCCAAUCCCACUACCAACCACAAAACCGUCCAUCAAAUGCACCCAGACCCCGCCCAAACUUUGAAAGAAGACCAGCCAAAACUUAUACACCUUUAGCCGAACCUUUAGCCCAACUAUAUGAACGGUUGAGAACUGCAGGAGUACUCCAACCAAUCAAAGGACAAAUUCUCAAUCCCCUUCCUGGAUGGUAUGACGAGACCAAGCAUUGUGCAUAUCACUCUGGAGCUGCUGGACAUGACACUGAGAGUUGCCUCACUCUCAAAGACAAGAUUGAGGCAUUGAUCAAAGAAGGAAUCAUUCAACUCAAAGGUGUUGCCCCCAAUGUAAACAACAACCCACUUCCAAAUCAUGGCAAUGUUAACAUGAUCACCAUUGAUGAAGAUUGCAACUUGGAAGGGACCAUAGUACCAGUCAAGAUAGAGAAUAAUGUCGAGACAUCGGCCUUGAUUUCUCCUGUAAUCACAGUCCAAGCACGAGCACCAAUUGAAGUGGAAGUUUUUCAUCCCAAGCCUAGGAUCAUGGCCCUUGUCGCUCAAUCAUCCCCUUUUGACACUAAAGCAGUUCCUUGGGAUUACUCGAUUGAUGCAAGGGACAAAGGAAAAGGAAAGAUAAUUGUAGAAGCCGCUACUGCAGGAAUGACAAGAUCCGGGCGUUGUUAUACCCCUGAAGAAGUUGUACGAGAAGGACCAAACAAGGAAAACAACCAAAAAAGGGUUGUGACAGAGGCUAAAGUGGAAGAUUUCUGGAGGAAGAUGCCAACUAAGGAAUAUUCAGUUGUUGAACAACUGAAGAAAACUCCUACUCAAAUUUCCUUAAUGGCCUUACUGAUGAAUUCUGCAACUCAUAGGAACGCUUUGGUGAAGGUUUUAAGUGAAGCAUAUGUUCCAGCUAAGACCACCAGUGAGAACUUUUCUGCUAUGGUAGGACAAGUUUUAAAAGCUAACAAAGUCACUUUUCAUGAAGAUGAGUUGUUGCCUGAAGGUUUGGGACAUAACAAAGCGUUGAACAUUACUGUCAGAUGCAAGGAUAAGUUUAUUUCAAGAGUUCUGAUUGAUAAUGGUUCAGCUGUUAACAUAUGCCCUUUCACUACUCUUCGAGCUUUGGGAAUCGACAUUGGAAAGAUUCGUGAAAGUCAUGUAAGGGUUAGAGGCUUUGACGGGACACAAAGGGGAGUCAUUGGAGAUAUCGAUUUGCCAUUGCAAAUUGGACCUGUGGAGUUCAUUGUGGAAUUCCAAGUGUUGGAUAUAUCUGCUAGUUAUAAUUUAUUACUUGGAAGGCCAUGGAUUCAUAUGGCUGGUGUGGUUCCUUCCACUUUGCACCAGACCUUGAAAUUUGUUUGGAACCAUCAGGAAAUUGUUGUUCAUGGAGAAGGUAACAACUCAAUAUAUCCUGAGAAUUCAGUCCCUGUUAUUGAAAGUAUGGAAGAGUUGGAUGGGUUUGUAUUCCAUAUUAGGGAAAUUAUGUGUGCUACUCAAGUUGGAAAGGCAAAUUUGCCACGUGUGCUUAUGAUGGUGGCUUGGGAAAUGUUGAAGAAUGGUUUUAUCCCGGGUCAAGGUCUUGGAGCGAAAUUGGAUGGAAUAGUGGAACCAAUUCAAUUGCCUGGUCAGAAAUACACCUUUGGUCUUGGAUACGAGCCUACUUCUGAAGAAAUCUCAUCGGCUAAUCUCAAAAGGAAAAGUGACAUUCCCUUACCACAACCUAUCAUGCCCUUGAAUCAGUCAUUUUCCAAGGCGUUUGUUGCACAAGGAUUAGAGGAAGCUAUUGAAGAUAACCUCACAGAAGGACUCAAAAACUUGUUCAUUGAAGAAGCUGAAUGCAAUAUGAUUUUGGAGGAAUGCACCAAGGCCCCGACCAUAUGGGAUGCUAUGCCUAGAGAUGCUUUCAACAAUUGGACUUGUAACCCGUCCCCGAUUCUCCGGGAAUCUUGCAAGCAAACUAAUAAAUCUGUCAAUGCCAAGAAUGUGACAUGUAAUGAAACAAGCGAACAAACCCCGAACAAUGAACAAACUUUUGCAGAAUAUGAAGAAGAUGUGCCGCCGCCUGGAGAGUUGACCAAGGAGUUUGAACAUUUGAGAAUAAAGAAAAGCCAAAUUUGGAUGAAACUGAGACGAUAA
Messenger RNA from Solanum stenotomum, 2607 nucleotides. RefSeq lists its product as uncharacterized. Lineage: Eukaryota; Viridiplantae; Streptophyta; Magnoliopsida; Solanales; Solanaceae. The coding region runs from base 1 to 2607 and encodes 868 amino acids. The transcript has 3 exons. Gene Ontology annotation, molecular function: nucleic acid binding. The record is from RefSeq and is a predicted model, not a curated record.